AUGGUACUCAACAUUUUGAGCAGUUUGAUCCUUGUUGACCAGAAAAGGAGACUGAUUCAGAUUUUCCAUGAGUCUCUGAGGAGGCAAUGGAACAAAUGGGAGCUAAGAGGAUUGGUACUCAUCAGCCUUGCACUGCAAAUAUACCUAAUCUACAGUGGUAAUCGGAGAAAGUAUAUUGCCAAGAGAAAGAUCAGAGCUUUUAUUUGGUGUGCCUACUUGAUGGCAGAUUGGAUAGCCACGGUUGCCCUUGGCAUCCUGGUUGACCGGAGUUCCCCCUAUUCUGGUGACAGCAACAACAACCAGUAUGGAGAUCUAAGGCUGAUGGCAUUCUGGGCACCGUUUCUGUUACUUCACCUUGGUGGGCCGGAUACCAUUACUGCUUAUGCUUUAGUCGAUAAUGAAUUAUGGUUAAGGCACCUGCUGGGUGGUGUUGUCCAAACUCUUGCAGCUAUCUACAUCACACUUGUAUCAUGGGAUGGCACUCUUCUUUCCUUCCUCACCGUUCCUAUGUUUCUGUGUGGGAUCAUUAAGUACGGUGAGCGAACAUGGGUUCUCAACUCUGCUGAUCGGAAGAAUCUUCAGGAUUCCUUUCUUGCGGCUAGGCAUACAGCUGAGGUCAAUUACACGAAGUUCAUGGAGGAGUUCAGCUUAAAAGAGGCAGAGGGGUACCGUGUUACUGCUAGUCAAAUGGAACAAGGAAGCUCACCUCGAGAUUAUACUCUACCCAUUUCUAUUCAUGAUGGCAUAUUGCAAACAGCGAAUUACUUCUUUGAGACUCUAAAGUUCAAGUGGCUCUUUGUGGAUCUCGUCCUCAGCUUCUAUGAGCGAGAUAUGAGUCGAUCUUUCUUCCAGGGACUAAAGUAUGAGGAUGCAUUUCAGGUGAUUGAAUGUGAACUUGGUUUUGCGUAUGAUGUCCUCUACACAAAAGCACCUAUCAUAUAUACUCCUUUCGGUUUGUUUUUCCGUCUCUUCACUUCCUCCGUUACCCUCUCCGUGUUGGUGAUUUUUUUUGUAUCCAUAGGUUUGAGAUCACAUAACCAUGAAUUCGUUGAUGUUGUGAUUACUUAUGUAUUGUUGAUAGGUGCUAUUUUGCUUGAUUUAUACGCAACCCUGUCUUUACUUUUCUCUGACUGGGCAAUUCUAUGGUUCAGUCGGUAUUCUUCAAAGCUUCCAAGUGUUAACCACUCCUCAGACAUAUCACUCCAAUCAGCACUGAAAGAUAAAAGAUGGUCACACUCUAUGUAUCAAUUCGGCUUGUUAGAUUUUUGUCUCACUCAGAAAUCCUCUCUAUUUUACAAAAUCUCGAGUUUCAUCUGUUUCCGUAAGAGGCUUAGGAACUUAUGGGUUAAGUACUGGGUGAGUGUUCGCCAUCUGAAACAUCUCAAGAUGUCGACCGAUCUGCCAUCUUUUAUUUUUAAGCACUUCCAUGAAAAAUCUACUGACCCAUUAUUCCAUCUUAAGAUCUUGGCCCCCUGUCCAGGGACAGUUGCUCUAGAAACCCACAAAAAUCUUGACGACUUAAAAUGGACAGUGGAAGUGGAAUUCGACCAUAGUAUUCUCAUUUGGCAUAUUGCAACUGAUAUCUGCUACGAGGGGGACAAUAGUAAACGACUCAAAGAUGGUAAUCAUGGAAUCAAACCAGAAUGGGAUGAUCACAUGCAUUACAGUAAGCAUUUAGCAGAUUACAUGUUAUAUUUGUUGGUCGAUUGUCCUUUUAUGUUGCCGAUUGGAAUUGGAAAGAUUAGGUUCCAAGAUACCUGUAUUCAGGCCCUGGCUUUUCUUGAAGAGAAAAACUGGGCAAGUAAGGCUGAGGCAUAUGAGUCGUUAGGCCAAGUGAGUAGAAAUUAUUCUCCAGGGACAGUGAAGGUGAGUGAAUCAGUACUUUUUGAUGCUUGCAACCUUGCAGCUAAACUGAAGAAUAUGGAUCCUAAUGAGAUGUGGAAGAUGGUGAGUGGUGUAUGGGUGGAGAUUCUCGGUUACGCAGCAGGUCAAUGCAAUGGAUUCGACCACGCUCAACAGCUUCAUAAGGGUGGAGAACUUCUUACUCAUGUAUGGCUUUUGAUGGCACAUCUUGGCCUCACCAAACACUUCAAGGAAGAAAGUCAUGGAAGAGUUAAGCUGAUAACUACCUAG
Molecule: messenger RNA, 2133 nt
Organism: Cynara cardunculus var. scolymus (artichoke)
Lineage: Eukaryota; Viridiplantae; Streptophyta; Magnoliopsida; Asterales; Asteraceae
Exons: 2
Coding region: 1-2133 (710 amino acids)
Source: RefSeq, a predicted model, not a curated record